Molecule: messenger RNA, 1621 nt
Organism: Porites evermanni
Lineage: Eukaryota; Metazoa; Cnidaria; Anthozoa; Scleractinia; Poritidae
Source: the annotation of a GenBank genome assembly
AUGCUAUUACCUCACUAGUAUCCUUUUAUGAAUAACAACGAGGGAAAUUUUCUCUUUAAAAUUUAAUUUUGCUUUUAUUUUGCUUAGCAUCUACAUGUUAGCUCUUGCCUAUAUUUUUAUGUUUUAAAAGCGUGCUUUUUAAGGCUAUAUCACUGAGUCAAAUUUCACAUCAAUUUUGUCCAUGUGAAGGUCAUGUACCACACAGGAGACUGCAUGGUUGAGGGGUUAGAGUGCUGGACUUGUGAUCCAGAGGCUCUGAGUCCCGUCCUGACCACUAGUGGAUUUGUUUUGGUAGUACCAAGUACAACUCCUCAGCCACACUCUUAAAUUAGCCAAGUGGUAUGCCUCUUAACAGCUGGGAUUCUCAACCAUGUUAUGUUCCAUUUGACUUAAUUGUUUCAUUAUACCUGGAAAGCGCCACGAGAAGAGAGGAUAAUUUUUAAGUAUUUAAUUUAAUUAAUAAAUGUAUUAAUCCAGGACUGACUUUAAGUCAUUGUGAUUUAUUCAUUUGUCAAAAUAUUUAUUGUACCUUACAUAAUCCUUAAUUCUUUGAAGCCAUGAUGUUAACAUCAUGUAUAUUCCUGGCAAAGACCCAGCUAUGGUGUUCUUGAAUGCCAAGAACAAGGUGGUACUGGUAUGUAUGCCAUUCAGUUCAUAUCUUUGUCACUUAAAUUGUAUACUUUGCAGCUACUUUCCCUUGUCACUUAUCAGGCAAUGGGCUCUUGGUGUCAUAUAUUUUGUGGCUUAGUACCAAAAAAUUUAGUGGCUAUUUAGCAAAUCAACUCCAUUUUGCCAUGUGUCUGUUCAGUUAUUGGACUUAGAUCACAGAUUAUGUUAAGAUGUUGUUACAAAAAGAAAGGGAGCCUUGCAGAGGAGCAGGUGGAUUUUGCAGACAGCUUGCUCUUAUAUAAAACCCUAGCUUGGAUUGGAAACUGUUUUCUUUUUCCUCACUAGUACACAUAGGAUAGGACUGGAAAAACGUCCUGUCCAGUAGUCCAGGACAAGCAGAUUUUCAGUCAUUUUACAGAAAAAAGUUGCUGGGUGCCCCUGACAGCUGCACUUGCUAUGAUCAUAGGGUUCCAAAAAAGUCCCAUCCAGUAGUCCAGGACAAGUAAAUUUUCUCGCUGGGCAAGUAACUUUUAAAGCUUGCUUGCCCAAUAGGCAAGGGACCAGGCAAGUCAUCCUCCAACAAAAUUAUAGACUAAGACAAGCAAGAAGUGGCCUCAAGCAAGCGAAAUGUAAUUAAGCUUUUUGCCUAAAAGACAAGUUGGAAGUCAAGUUUUUUUUCCAAGCCCUGAAGAGGCGAAUCCGUGUACUAUUUUUGGUGUUUGUUUUUGUGUUCUAGGAAGAAGAUGUCUCCGAGAAAAGUAAAGAAGAAAUCUGCCAGAUUUUAGAAAAGCAUGGCAUGAUGAAAUCAGAAGUAGCUAGGGAUGAAGUUCCUGAAGAACCAGAAGAUGAACCAGAGGAGACAUAUGAAGAAGAAGGGACUUGGGAUGAGGAUCAGGAGACUGGAGAUGAGGAAGAGGAGGAGGAGGAGCCUGAGGAUGAAGAGGGAACUGAAGGGCCUGGAACUGAAGAACAUGAAGAUGAAUUUGAUGCCCCCGAUCACAUUGAGCUUUAG